UAAAACACCCUAAUGGUAUUGGACAUCCACGAUGCAAUGGCAUCCUCAUCCUGUGCACUCCCUGAGUACACCCUCUCCAAACUCCUGAAAUCCCCACCAUUCUCUCAAAAGCACCUCAAAGCCAUCCACUCUCGCAUCAUCAAGCUCGGCCUCUCUAACUCCACAAUCCUCAUCACCUCUCUCAUCAACUCCUGCGUCAAAUCCAAUCUCCUCGCCGAUGCCCACCAGCUGUUUGAUGAACUGCCUCACAGAGACCUCGUCGCUUGGACUUCAAUGAUAACUGGCCAUGCCCAUCUGGGCUUUCACCAAAAGUCACUAUCCUUCUUUCGCAGGAUGAUAGGUUCCAAUGUAGCUCCAAACGCGUUCUCAUUCUCCGGCGCUCUAGUCGCUUGUUCGGGCAUCAAAGGGUUGAACUUGGGCCGAGAGAUUCAUGCCCAAGUGAUCAAAAGACCUUUUGACCGUGUUGUUUGUAAUGGGUUGAUCGGGUUUUAUAUGAAGUGUCAUUGUGUUGCUUGUGCUGAGAGAGUGUUUGAGUUGGUGCCGGAUAGAGGAAUUUUAACUUGGAACGAGAUGAUGUCGGGUUAUCUUUAUAAUGGGCAAGCUGAAUUGGCUUUGAGGAGCUUGGGUUUGAUGGUUUUGGAGGGAAUUAAACCAGAUGAAUAUUCUCAUGCUAUUUGUAUUGAUGGUUGUGCUAGUUUGGCUUUGAUGCAACUAGGGGUUCAGAUACAUUCGUGUCUUGUAAAGAGCGGGUUCGAUAAGGAUGUGGUUGUGAGGAAUUCUUUGUUGGAUAUGUAUGCAAAAUGUGGCUGUAUUGUUUCGGCGAAGCUUGUUUUUGAUGAGAUGCCAGCAAGUGAUCCUGUUCUUUGGACUGCUAUGAUUUCAGCAUUUGGAAAGUGUGGAUUUGUUCAAGAAGCAAUUGCAUUGUUCGAAAAAAUGGGCAAACUGGGAAUUGUACGUGAUGAUAUUGCUUGUCUCGCAAUUUUAUCAGCUUGUAGUCAUGGAGGCUUAGUUAAAGAAGGUUGGCAUUACUUUCAAUCAAUUUCUCCUAAUGAAGAGCAUUAUGGAUGUAUGGUUGAUAUUUUGAGUAGAAAUGGGCAACUAGACGAUGCUCUGGAUCUUAUCAGAGGGAUGCCAAUGGAACCAAAUGUUGCAAUUUGGAGCUCAUUUCUUAAUUCUUGUCGUAUGCAUGGAAAUGUUGAGCUUGGACGGUUUGCUGCAUCUCAGCUUCUUGCAGUGGAUUCAGAGAAUCAUAGCAAUUGGGUUACUCUCUCCAGUAUUCAUGCUUCUGCAAGGGAUUGGACCGAGACUUGGAGGGUAAGGGAGAGCAUGAAGGGGGAAAAUGUGAAGAAAGAACCGGGGUGCAGUUGGGUGGAAGUAAAGGAUGGCGUUCAUGUGUUUCUAACUGCUGACAAGAGACACCCAGAGUUAUAUGAUCUCCUUCAUAGUCUCUAUACUUUUGAGAAUGAUUCAGUAAUGAGUCCUGCUUGCAGUUGAGCUAGGCUAUUAUUAAUAGUAUCCAAGAUGUGAAUACUAUCAACUCCAAUCUAGAAUUUGAAUGUCCAAGUUGUAAAUCCAUGCCACAGAAUACAUUGUAAAAAGCAAAUUGAUUAAGUAAUCCUUUUCAUUCCUCUC
Molecule: messenger RNA, 1632 nt
Organism: Asparagus officinalis (garden asparagus)
Lineage: Eukaryota; Viridiplantae; Streptophyta; Magnoliopsida; Asparagales; Asparagaceae
Product: pentatricopeptide repeat-containing protein At2g03880, mitochondrial-like
Exons: 1
Coding region: 13-1494 (493 amino acids)
Biological process (GO): RNA modification
Molecular function (GO): RNA binding; protein binding
Source: RefSeq, a predicted model, not a curated record